GGUUGGUUCCGGCGCUGAGCGAUUCUGGUCUGAAAGUCGGCGGACUUUUCUCCUCCGAUCCAACCGGAGCGAGGCGCCCACACACCGGCCGGAGAGAAAGUCCUCCGAGAAGAGGUAAAUUAUGCCAGCCGCACCGGCGCCCCUGCUCCUGGUGACGUGCCGGCGUGUCGGUGAGAAAGCCCCGCCCCUCCGCCCCAGCACCCGCCCCUUCGCCCGCCCCUCUGCGUUCUCCCCUGGGAGGCACGUGCCGGUGGAUGCCCCGGCACCAUGAGCGCCAACGGCCCGGUCCCGCCGUCCGCCCCACCCGCCGCAGAGGCCCCGCCCACGUCCUUGGCGGCCGCGGCUGGCUCUCUGGCGCAGAAGAGGAGGCAGCAGUACGCCAAGAGCAAGAAGCAGAGCAGCUCGGCCAACACCCGGCCCCAGAGGGCGCUGUUUUGCCUCAACCUGAACAACCCGUUCCGCCGGGCCUGCAUCAGCAUCGUGGAGUGGAAACCCUUCGAUAUCUUUAUACUAAUCGCUAUUUUCGCCAACUGCAUGGCCUUAGCCGUGUACAUCCCGUUCCCUGAGGACGACUCCAACUCCACCAACCACGACCUGGAAACGGUGGAGUACGCCUUCCUCAUCAUCUUCACCAUCGAGACCUUCCUGAAGAUCAUCGCGUACGGAUUAGUCAUGCACCAGAACGCCUACGUCAGGAACGGCUGGAACAUGCUGGAUUUCGUCAUCGUCGUGAUCGGGUUGUUCAGUGUCAUUCUGGAGGUCUUGACCAAAGAGAGCAGCGAGCAGGCGGCCGGAAGCCCCCCGCCCUCCGCGCACGGCCACGGAGGCAAAUCGGGAGGCUUCGAUGUGAAAGCGCUGCGAGCGUUCAGAGUGCUGCGACCCCUGCGCCUGGUCUCGGGGGUGCCCAGUUUACAGGUGGUGCUGAACUCCAUCAUCAAAGCCAUGGUUCCUCUGCUCCACAUCGCCCUGCUGGUCCUCUUCGUCAUCAUCAUCUACGCCAUCAUCGGCCUCGAGCUCUUCAUCGGCAAGAUGCACGCCACCUGCUACGUGACCGGCACGCUGGUAGCCGAGGACGAACCGGCCCCGUGUGCCGUGAACGGUCACGGUCGUACCUGCACGCUCAACAACACGGAGUGCAAGGAGGGCUGGCACGGUCCCAACGGCGGCAUCACCAACUUCGACAACUUCCUGUUCGCCAUGCUGACGGUGUUCCAGUGCAUCACCAUGGAGGGCUGGACGGACGUGCUGUACUGGAUGAACGAUGCCAUGGGGAUGGAGCUGCCCUGGGUCUACUUUGUCAGCUUGGUGAUCUUCGGCUCUUUCUUCGUCCUCAACCUUGUUCUGGGAGUGUUGAGUGGCGAGUUCUCCAAGGAGCGAGAGAAGGCGAAGGCGCGAGGAGAUUUCCAAAAGCUCCGUGAGAAGCAGCAGAUGGAGGAGGACCUGAAGGGCUACCUGGACUGGAUCACCCAGGCCGAGGACAUCGACCCCGAGGACGAGGAGGACGGGAGCAAACACAACCGGGUCACGCUCGACGACAUCAUGCAAAAGAAGAAGAAAGGGUUAGGCUGGUUCGGUCACUCAUCCGACACUCACGCGAGUGUUCCGGCCAGUGAAAUUGAAUCAGUGAACACUGAGAACGAGAAAGGAGAGGAAGAGAAAACGGUCUGCUGUGGCUCUCUGUGUCAGAAAAUUUCCAAGUCGAAGUUCAGUCGGCGCUGGCGUCGCUGGAACAGACUCUGCCGCAGGAAAUGCCGCCUGGCUGUGAAAUCGGUGACGUUUUAUUGGCUCGUGAUCAUCCUGGUGUUCCUCAAUACGCUCACCAUCUCAUCAGAGCACUACAACCAACCUGACUGGCUGACAGAGGUGCAGGAGGUGGCCAAUAAGGUGCUGUUGGCGAUGUUCACCUCAGAGAUGCUGGUGAAGAUGUACAGCCUGGGGCUGCAGGCCUACUUCGUGUCCCUCUUCAACCGCUUCGACUGUUUCGUGGUGUGCGGCGGGAUCGUGGAGACCAUCCUGGUGGAGCUGGAGAUCAUGCCCCCGCUCGGCAUCUCCGUGUUCCGCUGCGUGCGACUCCUUAGGAUCUUUAAAGUCACGCGUCACUGGGCGUCGCUCAGCAAUCUGGUGGCGUCUCUGCUGAACUCCAUGAAGUCCAUCGCGUCUCUGCUGCUGCUGCUCUUCCUCUUCAUCAUCAUCUUCGCUCUGCUCGGCAUGCAGGUGUUCGGCGGCAAGUUCAACUUCGACGACGUUCACAGCAAGCGCAGCACCUUCGACAACUUCCCCCAGGCCCUGCUCACCGUCUUUCAGAUCCUCACGGGUGAAGACUGGAACGUGGUGAUGUAUGACGGCAUCAUGGCGUACGGCGGCCCUUCGUCGUCGGGGAUGAUCGUGUGCAUUUACUUCAUCAUCCUCUUUAUCUGCGGAAACUACAUCCUGCUGAACGUCUUCUUGGCUAUCGCCGUGGAUAACCUGGCCGACACGGACUCCCUCAACACACCCACCACCAAGACAGAGGAUGACAAGCAAGAAGACGAAGAAGAGUUUAAGGGUGCAGAUGAAGACGAGAAGAACAAUGCAGAAGAGGACGAGGAGGACGAGGCUCCGUCGGGACCCCGUCCCAAAAUGUCAGAGCUGGUGAGGAAGGAGAAGAUCACACCCAUACCGGAGGGCAGCGCCUUCUUCAUCUUCAGCAAAACAAACCCGAUUCGUGUCGCGUGCCACAAGCUGAUAAACCAUCACAUCUUCACCAACUUCAUCCUGGUAUUCAUCAUGCUCAGCUCCGCCUCUCUCGCUGCUGAGGAUCCUAUCAGAACCCUGUCCUUCCGCAACAUCGUCCUGGGCUACGCAGAUUACGUCUUCACCAGUGUGUUCACGUUCGAGAUCGUGAUGAAGAUGAUGACGUUCGGGGCGUUUCUCCACAAGGGGGCGUUCUGCAGGAACUACUUUAACCUGCUGGACCUGCUGGUGGUGGGAGUCUCUCUGGUGUCGUUCGGGAUACAGUCGUCGGCCAUCUCCGUGGUGAAAAUCCUGCGGGUGCUGAGAGUCCUGCGGCCACUCCGAGCCAUCAACAGAGCCAAAGGACUCAAGAACGUGGUGCAGUGUGUGUUUGUGGCCAUCAGGACCAUCGGAAACAUCAUGAUCGUCACCACGCUGCUCCAGUUCAUGUUUGCCUGCAUCGGCGUGCAGCUCUUUAAGGGGAAGUUUUACCGCUGCAGCGACGAGGCCAAAUCGAACCCGGACGAGUGCAAAGGAUUGUACAUCAUGUAUAAGGACGGCGACAUGAACCAGCCCGUCAUUCAGAAGCGCCACUGGCACAACAGCGACUUCAACUUCGACAACGUGCUCAUGGCCAUGAUGGCGCUGUUCACCGUGUCCACCUUCGAGGGCUGGCCAGCGCUCCUGUACAAGGCCAUCGACUCGAACAGAGAGAACUUUGGUCCCAUCUACAACUACCGGGUGGAGAUCUCCAUCUUCUUCAUCAUCUACAUCAUCAUCAUCGCCUUCUUCAUGAUGAACAUCUUCGUCGGUUUCGUCAUCGUGACGUUUCAGGAGCAGGGAGAGAAGGAGUACAGAAACUGUGAGCUCGACAAGAACCAGCGUCAGUGCGUGGAGUACGCGCUCAAGGCUCGCCCUCUGAGGCGCUACAUCCCCAAAAAUCCCUACCAGUACAAGUUCUGGUACGUGGUGAACUCCACCGGGUUCGAGUACAUCAUGUUCGUCCUCAUCAUGCUCAACACGCUCUGUCUGGCCGUCCAGCACUACGGUCAGUCUCAGACGUUUAACCACGUGAUGGACAUCUUGAACAUGCUGUUCACCGCCGUCUUCACUGUAGAGAUGGUCCUCAAGCUGAUCGCCUUCAAACCCAAGAACACGGAGGAGAGCUCUCGCAUCUCCAUCACCUUCUUCCGCCUCUUCAGGGUCAUGCGACUGGUCAAGCUGCUCAACAGGGGCGAGGGCAUCCGCACCCUCCUCUGGACCUUCAUCAAGUCCUUCCAGGCUUUGCCGUGGGUCGCCCUGCUGAUCGCCAUGCUGUUCUUUAUCUACGCCGUCAUCGGGAUGCAGAUAUUCGGGAAGGUCGCCAUGGUGGACGGCACACAGAUCAACAGGAACAACAACUUUCAGACGUUCCCCCAGGCUGUGCUGCUGCUUUUUAGGUGUGCCACGGGUGAAGCGUGGCAGGAUAUCAUGCUGGCAUGUAUGUCCGGUAAGCUGUGCGAUCCAGAGUCGGACUAUAACCCCGGAGAGGAGAUGACCUGUGGGAGCAGCUUCGCCAUCAUCUACUUCAUCACCUUCUACAUGCUCUGUGCAUUCCUGAUCAUUAACCUGUUCGUGGCCGUCAUCAUGGACAACUUUGACUACCUGACGCGUGAUUGGUCGAUCCUGGGGCCGCAUCACCUCGACGAGUUCAAGCGGAUAUGGUCCGAAUACGAUCCUGAGGCUAAGGGCAGAAUAAAGCAUUUAGACGUGGUGACUCUACUGCGGCGCAUCCAGCCUCCGCUGGGCUUCGGGAAGCUGUGCCCACACAGAGUGGCGUGCAAGCGGCUGGUAGCCAUGAACAUGCCACUGAACAGCGACGGCACCGUGAUGUUCAACGCCACUCUGUUCGCCCUGGUGAGGACGGCGCUGAAGAUCAAAACAGAAGGUGAGCAGUUCAAUUCCCCACCAGCACAGAGGCGUGGCAUCAAUCUGCACCCACGCUGGACGCCGUCAGGGAGACGUUUUAUUUCACGUGGAGUUCAGGUUGUGUGUGUGUGUGUGUGUGUAGGUAACCUGGAGCAAGCUAACGAGGAGCUGCGCGCCGUCAUUAAGAAGAUCUGGAAGAGGACCAGCAUGAAGCUGCUCGAUCAAGUGGUGCCCCCUGCUGGUGAUGAUGAGGUAACCGUGGGGAAGUUCUAUGCCACCUUCCUGAUACAGGACUACUUUAGGAAAUUCAAGAAACGCAAGGAGGAGGGACUGGUGGGAGUGCACCCGACCCAGACCAGCACGGCCAUCGCGCUGCAGGCUGGUCUCCGCACGCUGCAUGAUAUCGGGCCGGAAAUCCGCCGCGCCAUAUCAUGUGACCUCCAGGACGAGGAGCUAGUAGACUUUAUGCCCGAGGAGGAUGAGGAGAUUUAUAGGCGGAACGGCGGCAUAUUCGGCAACCACGUGAACCACAUCAACGGCGACCCCCACCGCGGACACCAGACCAACGCCACGCAGCGCCCCCUGCAGGUUCACCCUCCCCCGCACUACGCCCACAUGGAGCAGCCCGUCGGCCGGCUGGAUCGCGCCAACGCCAUGGCCCAGCACAAUCACCAACACCGCCACCACAACCACCAUCACCACCACCAUCACAACAACCACAAUUCAUACAGCAAGUCGCCCAAAUCCACCAACAUCAACCUGAACAACGCCAACGUGUCCGUCCUGCCCAACGGAGGCCACGGUCGCUACUACCAACACGCUCCGGCCAACGGGUACCCAGGAUCGUACCACCCGGGGGAGUGUGAGAAGCCCAGGACACCGCACGGACAGAGCAGACGCUACUACGAGACCUAUAUUAGGUCGCGCGGCAACGACAGGCGCCAUCCUACCAUUCGGCGCGAGGAAGAGGUGGACGAGGACCGCCACUCUGCCGAGUACUACAGCGGCGAGGAGUUCUAUGAGGACGAGGGCACCAUGUCUGGAGACAGAUACCAAAACAGCGACCAGGAGUACGAGACUCCCCGUGGCUACCAUCAUCCCGACGGUUACUACGAGGACGACGAGCAGCCCCUUUACCACGACCCGCACCGGUCACCCAAGAGACGCCGGCUUCCUCCCACGCCGCAAGGUAACCGGCGGCCGUCCUUUAAUUUUGAGUGUUUGCGCAGACAGAGCAGUCAGGAUGAGCUUCCUCGCCAGAGAACCGCUCUUCCUCUGCAUCUGAUGCAGCACCAGGUGAUGGCAGUGGCGGGACUCGACUGGAGCAGAGCCCACAGACUCUCUCCGACUCGCUCCACUCGCUCGUGGGCCACGCCCCCCGCCACGCCCGUCAGCAAGGACCGAACCCCCUACUACACGCCCCUGAUCCGCGUGGACCGGCCGCUCCGGGAGGGCGCGAACGGCAGCUACUGCUCGGUGCGGAAGAGCUCGUGGUACACGGACGAGUCGGAGUACCAGCAGAGCGGAUACUCGCCGGUGCACCUGCAGAUACCGCCCGAGUACCGGAACCAGUACCACCAGAAGAGGGGCAGCGCCACCAGCCUCGUGGAAGCGGUUUUAAUAUCAGAAGGACUGGGCCGGUACGCGAAGGACCCGAAGUUCGUGGCGGCCACGAAGCACGAGAUCGCGGACGCCUGCGACAUGACCAUCGACGAGAUGGAGAGCGCCGCCAGUCACCUGCUAAACAGCGGCGUGACUCCAGGGGUCAACGGGGUGAACGUCUACCCCGUCCUGAAUCACCGGGACUACGACGCGCAGGACGUUUCGGCCAGCUACAGCGACGAGGAGCCCGAGGCCGAGUCCCGGCUCCGGUACGAGGAGGACCUGGCGGACGAGAUGAUUUGCGUUACUACGUUAUAGCGCCCGGAGCCGAGCGACUUUUUUAUGAGUUCCUGAACAAAUGCAUUUAUUCGGCUAGUAACCAAAAGAAGUGCCUUAAACUGUCGGAGGAGGCACAGGGGACGAGGACGCGCCAGCCAGGGAGAGCGCAGCUACAUGAUUGGCUGCCUGUGCUGUCACUGCAGGCCAUGGACCAAUCAGCAGUGGCAGCCGGUGAGCAGGGGGUGGAACUUUCUCCAGGGUGAUGACAAUCAGAAUUAAAUGUCAUUACCUCAGUCACUUUAUUAAGGGUUUUGCAUAUCAGGCAUGUUUUAUAGUGCAAGUUAAGUAAGGCAUAACCCCCCCACACACACACUCGCGCGCACACACACACACACACACACACACACACUCAGUGUUUAGUUUAAACAGAACACACAGAUUCAUUACCGGAUGACGACGUAACUCGUUAGAGUAAUUAACACCGAUACGAUUAUGCUGGACUUUCGACUCAUCGCGUCUUUAAUUAAGCAGCGUUCGCGGUGAUGAGCGCACUAGCAGGGCAGGUUAUUUUUUUAAACUUUAGCUUCUCCUGUUUCGGGCUUUCAGAAUUACUAUGCUGUAAAUGAUUUAGAAUUUAAACGUACACAAACUUUGUAAAGCCGAACGUUUUUGUAUUUCUGUACUGUAGGACGACGGGAAUCAGCAAUACUGAUCCUAACUGACGUUACUAUGAUGUUACUAUGAAGAAAAACAUUUUGUGUGAUUUGAUUAGAUAACGACCUUUAAUGUUUAUUUGCACUUUUAUUUAUUUAUUAUUUAUUGAUUUAUUUAUCGGUUCAUCUGUGUAGGAAACAACCGCACAAGAUAUGCAAAUAUUUCUUAUGAGAUUUCUCUUCUGUGUGUGAGAGUGUGAGUGAACUUUUGGCCCGUUCCUGCCCCGGUACCCCCGGCAGGCGGUAUGGAUCACGAGGUAAUGAAUCUCCGGCUCUGGACGCUCCGGCGGGGCCAGUGGAGCUGAACCUCGUGCUCCUCGUGUUUCGUGCACACGGAGGGUUCGAUGCUGCUUUAACAGUGUUGAUAUAUUUACCGACCUGGAGCUGACGCUGGUAUGUGCUGCUCUCAUGAAUGACCACAGGGGGGCGGUUUUUUCCCUUUACGACCAAAACAGGGCUCUGUCGAUUGUGGGAGGCAAGACUCGUCUCAUGGGGCCGGAUGUGAUUUCCUCUGCCAUGCUCAAUCAUAAAACCUCGAUCUGAUUCAAAUCAUCCUAGAUAAACCCUAAACCCGCCUCAUUUAGCUUUAAUGCAUUUACAUUUUCGACUGUGACUGUAUACAUUCUGAGCCGUUGAGGGUUAAGGGCCUGGCAGCGAUGGGGCUUGAACCAGCGACCUUUUGAUUACUAGUCCAGUACCUUAACCACUAGGCUACAACUGCCGAUAAAACACAGUUUAGAACUGAAGUGAACAAGCCAUAUCAGACGGAUGUUUUGGAAAUAGACUUACCGUUUGACUUAACUCUUCAUCACAAGGCGCUGGAGUGGUGCAGCGCUUUAAGCUAGCCCACCACCGCUGAGGUCCGGGUUCAAAUCUCUCCAAGGUCUGCACAGACACGAUUGGCUACCUCCUAGGGGAGUGGAUAUCCCGAAGUCCCACGAUGGAUCGGCGCCCUGUCCGGGGUAUUCCUGCCUUGUGCACGGUGUUUACGGAGAAAUCUGACCCACUGGUGCCAUCACCAGGAUACAGCGAUACUCAGACAUGAAAAUGAUAGGAAAAAAAGGAAGAAGUUAAUAUUGUUGAGUUAUUUACAGAGAUAUAAAGCCAAUGAGACUAUAAACGUAAUUGUGGUACAGAAAGCACUUGGUAAAACCAGUACCAACAAAACUAGUUUGGUCUUGUUUGGUUAUAUUGGCACCAGGGUGGCACAUAGAGGUGGAAGAACUCGUUUGAGCGAGUGUUGAGCAUGGUAGUGCGCAGUUUGACGUCCCCAACCAUCCUUGACUUAAAACGUCUUGUGUUCUCUAUAAUCAGGCAUCACGUCUGGCUCCACGAGACCUCUACGGUCGGCAUUCUGCAUCAUCUCACCGAGCAGGGCUGGAGCAGAUACGGACCGUCCCUGUCUGUCUGUCUCUCUGGCUUCGGCACAUACCUCCGUCAGCGCAGGGGAAGCGUAUCAGUAUUCAGUAUUCACCUUCCUUUCUGUCCUGACAGUGUUUUAUCUCCUCAAGUAUUCGAACUAUCAGGUGUCAGGUUAGGGAAUCACGUCACUUCCGACACAUCGAGUAACCAAAAGUAGUUCUCUUUCUUUUUUUUUUACGUCAGAGCAAACGUAACAGAAUAAAGGGUUAUUAUGGGAUUUGUAUUUGUUUUGGGGUUGAUAUUGGAUCGUUGAGUGAAGUUUGUUGAGUGCUUUCGUUCAACCAAACUGUCGUGAGUAAAUAAAUAAAAAAAUACUGUGGUUUUCACCACUACACGUGCACAUCCUAAAGGGCUCCGAAAUGUUUAGUGAGGACUGAGUGUAAAUAUAACGUGUUCCAGUCUUUAUGUGGCGUUUGUUGUACGUAAGAGGACCAAUGCGCAUUCUCUCUGCACAUUGUACUAUUUGUAGCAAUUAAUCUUAAGAAGAAUAAUAUAUGCAUUAUUUUUUAAGAAGCUUUUUAACAAUUACACUAAAGUUUAAACCAACUUGUUUUACCUCAAGUCAGGGACUCCUGAAGAAUAGAAAUUAAUUAUAGAUAUAAAUAAAUAUAUAUAUAAAUAUUGUUGGUUGAUUUUAUUCCUGUUAGAUUGAUAUAUUAGCACAUGGCUGUUGGUUUUCUGAAGAAAUGUUCGUGCUUUAUGUUUCUGUUUCGUGUAUUUAGGUAAACGGAUGAUGAUUAUUUUCUGUACUGGUGUUUAUGGUUUAGUGAAAUAGAUUUUAGUCUGAAAAUUUUCACCUUUAAUGCUGGGACAGUAUGAUUAAAAAAACAUGCACCUCACCAUGAUUAAAAUGGUAACGGGUUUAUUAUUACAGAACUUACAGGUUUACAAAAACUAAAGUGUUGAUUUAGGACUUUUCAUCGUUUUUCAUUCGAGGAUUCUUACUGCUGACGUGACGACGUUUUCCUGUUGUUAUUAACGCUGUAAGGACAAUGAAGGUCAUGAUGUAUAUUCUGUACAAAUAUACUAAACUAUGACUGAUGAUGUGAUGAUUUUCUGUUAUGAUUUUUAUUCAGUAAAGAAAUGAUUUUCUUUU
Molecule: messenger RNA, 9732 nt
Organism: Trichomycterus rosablanca
Lineage: Eukaryota; Metazoa; Chordata; Actinopteri; Siluriformes; Trichomycteridae
Gene: cacna1da
Product: calcium channel, voltage-dependent, L type, alpha 1D subunit, a
Exons: 46
Coding region: 268-6540 (2090 amino acids)
Biological process (GO): calcium ion import across plasma membrane
Cellular component (GO): membrane; voltage-gated calcium channel complex
Molecular function (GO): high voltage-gated calcium channel activity
Source: RefSeq, a predicted model, not a curated record